UUGUUUAUCGCCGUAGUCAACUCAAUAUUUCUUUUUUACCGCCGCGUAAAAACUUGGUCAACGAAAUAUUUUUACUGUCAAGGGUAUAUUUUUUCUCUUUUUAGUUACCCCUUCUUGUCUUUCUCUCUCCUCAAUUUUCGCGAGAUGUUAAAACAGACUACGAUAUAGAGUGAGUGAUAGUGUGUGAAUUUCUGAAACCCUAGAAACUUAUUUCGAUUUCUGUUGCUUUCUUUUGGGGGAAAAUUUUCAAUUUUCUCUCUCUUCUCAAACUUCAAUGGCGUCGGAUCACCGGCAACGUCAUUGCUUCUAUCAGCAGAGGAGAGAAAUUAAGCGUGAAAUAUGGAAAGCUUGUGCAGGAAGCUUAAUUCAGACAUCAAUGGUGAAUUCUAUCGUUUAUUAUUUUCCAGAAGGACAUAUUCAACAAGCUUCUUCACCAGUUUCAAUUUCUGGAGUAAUGAAUUUAAAGAAUUACUAUGUAUGUCGUGUUCUAGAACUUUCUUUUCUUGCUGAUCCUGAUACUGAUGAAGUGUUUGUCAAGUAUCGUUUACAGCCAUUAGAGAAUAUUACGAACUUUGUUUUACAAAAUUCUGAGAAGAAUAAUGUUGUGGAGAACAAGAAGAACGACGUCGUUUCAUUCGCAAAGGUUUUAACACCUUCUGAUGCGAAUAAUGGUGGAGGAUUUUCUGUACCUCGUUUUUGUGCUGAUAAAAUAUUUCCACCAUUGGAUUUCACGGCUGAUCCACCGGUGCAGAAAAUAACAAUCACUGAUAUGCACGGAGAAGGUUGGGAUUUCAGGCAUAUAUACCGUGGGACACCAAGAAGACAUUUGUUGACUACUGGUUGGAGUAAAUUUGUGAACAGUAAGAAACUAAUUGCAGGAGAUUCUGUUGUUUUUAUAAUGGAUGAGAGUAAUGGAGGGUUGUUUGUUGGGAUUAGAAGGGCUGUUAAGAUGUCUAAUGAGGAUGUUUCUGGUUGGGGGUUGAUUCCGAAACCACCGUCUACUAGUGGAAGUGGUGGAGGGUUUUCGAGGGCUCAUAGGGGGAGGGUACCAGCGGAGGCGAUUGUGGAGGCGGUACAGAAGGCGGAGAAUGGAAUGGAAUUUGAGGUUGUUUAUUAUCCGAGGGCCGGGUUGCCGGAGUUUGUGAUUGGGGUUGAGAAGGUGCAGAUGUAUCAGUGGGAUAUUGGAAUGAGGGUUAAAAUGGCACAAGAGAGUGAAGAUGGAUCCAGGUUGACUUGGUAUAAUGGAACAGUUUCUGGUUUUCUUUGCAAUAAGAAUCCGGCUUUGGGGGGCCCUCUUUGGCGGGUACUUCAGGUUACAUGGGAUGAACCUGAAAUUCUGCAAAACAUGACGAAUGUGAGUCCUUGGCAAGUGGAGUUUAUUGCUCCAGCUCCACCUAUUCAUGCUCCAUUGCCCCCCAUGAAAAGAUUAAAGGGCGUACAAGACUCCGAACUAUUGGCUGAUCGAGAGGGAGAUCUCCCCUUACCUCCAAUGAGUUUCAGCUCAAUGAUGGGCCAUGUCAACCCACCCUACUUUAGUCACGAAACUUUUCCUGCUGGCAUGCAGGGAGCCAGGCAAAUUCCUUUCCUUCUUACUAGUUUACCUAAUAUCAAUAAUGACAGCACCCAUAAGGGGUGCCCUGAUGAUAAGGUGGACAGCACGAUGCAGAAGACGGAAGCUGUGUCCACUGACCUAAAUAUUGGCAGUAUACCCUCUGAGACACCUUCACCUGAUAGCCAGAACAGUGUGCAUUUCUUUAGCAUGGCUGCUACUAAACCACGUUCUUGCAAUGGAACCAAGAUCGGUUCUACUUCAUUUCACUUGUUUGGGGCAUUUAUCCAAGUAGAGCCGUGUCUCGCAAAUACAACUGAUAUAAGUACAGAAUAUGAUGACUCCUCAACUAAAUGCGCAAGAAAUGACGUGGAUAAAUCCUUGUUGGACCCUGAUAAGAAGUCAGAUGAUGGGCUUAGUGCUCAGAGAUCCUCUGGGGUAGAUGGAGAUGCUUUGUGAAUGGUGAUUUGCAAUGCGUGGUGAUCGGGAAGGUUGUACAGGUACGUUUGAAGUUCGUAAAUCGUAAUGCAGCAUCGGACCUGUGUUAAUUAUGAAGUAGCUUUGCGUAUGGUAGUUUGUGUUUUUUCGCGGGUGCUUUGUUUUAGGAGAAUAGUUGUGGAUCUAAACUUAUGGAUCCCUAAUCGAACUAAGUUUGAAUAAUUUGUAUUAGUGUUUUUUUUUUUUGAAAAACAGGGUGCUGAAAUUGUUAGUCCUUUGUUUUUGAGGCAGCAACAACAUUCCCAAGUUUAGUAGGAUACUUCCACUUUUGUUAAUUCUUGUUUCAAAUGCUCUUUGAAAUAGAUGGCAGGUGGAGUGUGUAUAUCUCUUUUAGUA
Beta vulgaris subsp. vulgaris (sugar beet) is the source of this 2383-nucleotide messenger RNA. Its product is annotated as auxin response factor 17. Gene Ontology annotation, molecular function: DNA binding. Gene Ontology annotation, cellular component: nucleus. The record is from RefSeq and is a predicted model, not a curated record. Lineage: Eukaryota; Viridiplantae; Streptophyta; Magnoliopsida; Caryophyllales; Amaranthaceae. Gene Ontology annotation, biological process: response to hormone; regulation of DNA-templated transcription. The transcript is spliced from 3 exons. The coding region runs from base 275 to 2008 and encodes 577 amino acids.